CCAGUCACACCGGAGCCAUUUGAGGUGACGCUGCCCGGCUCGUGCCCACUUGUCCCGGCAGCUGCGGUGUGCUGGUCGACUCACUUAGCAGGUUAAGGAUGGAACCCCUCUAGUUGUUGGUUAAUUUACUUCAUUAUCGCAAACUUUUAACAGGGAUUAACUCGCUAGCUAGCCCCCCGACAAGGCCCCGGUGUUGCGCUGGUGGAGGAGGGGGAUGAAAUUACGUUUUUCCCCAUCAUGUCGGAGUCGUUCCGUUAUUUUUAGCUAGCACCCCGGUGCUAAUGGUGGCGAGCGACGCGUGACUAAAUCUGUCUUGUUGUUUUGGAAAAAAAAGAAGAAGAAGAGCCGAUGCAAAUGGAGCAGUGGCAGGACGCGGCCAGCCGGCAGGUCGAGCUGCUGACACGUCGCCUGGACGAGCUGCUGGCCAGGGGCCUGGAGCUGCUGCGCUCCGAGCUCGGCGUGGACUUGGGACUGGAGCCCGGGCUCGUUCCGCCGUGGGUGAUUCCCUUGGCGGCGUGCGUCGGGCUGGUGCUGAUGGUCUGUCUGUGGGCCUCCGUCUGCCGGGGUCUCUUCAAGAAACGGCCCGCUCUGAGCCCCGAGGACGACGACGACGACGGCGGCGUCGUCGAGGUGAAUCGCAGCGUCAGUAAACCCGUCAAACCCGAGGAGCCGAAGAAAAAGAAGAAGAAAGCAGACAAGAAAGCCCAGUCGAACGGGAGAGCUGCAGCUGAGCCGCACGAAGAAGCCAUAGUGUCGGAAGAGACGGUGCCACAUCACCAGCAGCAGCAGCCUGCACAAGUGAAGGCUGACAAGGUUGCAGAGGUGAAGAAGUCCAAGAAGAAGGCCAAACAGGCUGUGAAGGAGACCAAGGCGGCGACUGCAGAUGGCAAAGAACCAGAAGAAGGCACAUGGGAGACCAAGGUCAGCAACAAGGAGAAGCGUGAGCAACGCAAGAAGGACAAAGGUUCUAGCGAUGGCUCCGCCAGUCCAGGUGGAGGGGACAGGCCUGUCAGCCAUCCUCCAGAGCAGCCCAAGGCCUCUGCAGCCCCUGCACCAUCAAACCAGAAAAAGAAAAAAGGAGAAUCCACCAAAGUCAAGGCAGAGAAGGUGGAGCCUGUUGUAGCUCAAGUCAACAGCAGAGAGGCGGCAGCACCAGUGACCGACACGGCGGCAGUCAGCAUUCCUGCUCGCAGCGUCUCUCCGAAGACGAGCCCCUGGACCACCAAUAGAGAACCAGCAUCAGUGUGGAGGGGAGACAUCGAUGAGUCGUGGACCGUGAUCGACAGGGCAGUUCCCACCUCUGAGCUAAAUCCGUCUUUCUCCGGACUGGGUGUCAGUGGUGGUGCUGCUGCUGAGCCCCGCCCAGUGAGCGACCUGCCCCGGCUCAGUCAGCCCAGAGUGGACGAUGAGUGGUCUGCAAGCAAUGGCGGUUCAGGCGACCCCAGCUCUGACUGGAACGCCCCCUCGGAAGCCUGGGGCAACUACGAGGAGCCGGCCCUCAAACCCGCGCCGGAGCCGGAGCAGUCGCUGCCUGAGCCCGUCAAGGACGAUGACGAGGAUGAGAAGGACAAGGGAGAGACCUCUCCUGACGGAGCAGCUAAAACUAAAAAGAAAAAGAAGAAGAAGAAGAAAGCUGCAGAGGAGGGUGGAGCAGCUGACCAGGGCGAGGAGCCAGAGAAGGAAGCAGCACCUGCGGCCCCGGCAAAGAAACAGGAGAACACUGCUGCCAUCCAGCUGGUCAAAGCAGCUAACGCUGAGGUGAAAGUAGAGCGACCAAUGAAGGACAACAACACAUCCCCUAAACCAACCAUCACACAAGUGCCCACUGAUGGAGAGCCCACUGCCAAGCAGAACAGCCUUCCUGCUCCGGCUCCACAGAAGAAAUCUGAGGAGAGCCAAGCGCCCAAACCAGCCAAGAAGAAGAAGGCCCGGAGAGAGACAUGAGGUCAAGUCCAACCCUGCAGAUCUCUGUAUGCAAAAAGACUCCACAUCCUGUUUAUGCAACAACAACCUUUGUGACAAGGACUUUGGAAACUAAGGUCUUCAUGAAGAACUUACCUUAAAACUCAAAUGUCUGAAGAGUGGAGGAGAAAAAAAAAUGAAAACAAUUUUUAUACACGUCGAGGGUCAAGUCGGGGGAUCGUUGAAAACUAAACCCUAGAUGCAGUGCAAUCUAAUGUGAUGCGUGUUCAAAUGAUUUUUAAGAACACAUUUGAUACUGAUUCUGUCUUCUAAUUCUUCUGACUCUAAUAACUUGAUUGAAUGAGCUGUUCUGUAGUAAUUAGACACGUAGGAAAAUACUGAUCAUGUUUAGAAACAAAUUGAUGUUGUGGUUGGCUUACGUGAGUUCAAACGGCGUACAGAAUGGAAACGCGCCGGCUCACUCGCGCAGCACUCGGGCCACGAUUGGCCUUUGCCUUUGCAAUUUUUUUAUUUUGCUCGUGACAUUUGUGAGAGCUACGACGGUACAGUGAGAGCACGGAGACGAUAGGGUGUAAAACAUUUGUGACAUAAAUGAGCAUCAUUGGACGCAGUAAAAAGGGAAUCAUGUCUGCUGUGUUUUUGCAUCGCGUGUGUGACAACAACAUUUCGUUGCCUCGGUCCAUCUGGUUUGUCCCUUCUCUGACGUGUGUGUCGACAACUGUGUCCUUGCUGUGUCUUUCUUCUCUAACGGACUGCUCUGUCUCUGGAGCCGUACGGGAGCGUCUGGUGGUAGAUGUGCCGGUGCGGCGUCGUCAACCUCUUCACGGUUUUCCACCUGUGGUUGACUUGGAAGUUCUUCAGAACAUUUUGUAAAAUCUGUUUGUAAUUAAAGAAAAGCUAAAGCCAUAUGUAAAAACAAAAUCACUAAACUAAAUAAAGGCCAGUUUUCUAUAUUCUGGCUUUUUUUAUAUAAUGCAAGCUUUGGGUCAGCAACCUGCAGAGCUGAUAAACAACAUAUUUCCUUGGGGGGCUCUGUUUUGACCUUACACACCUCAGCUGUGGAAUUAUUUGUGGAACAGAAUCAGCAGUGAAAAGAUAAUGGGAAGGUUAAUUAAUCCAUCAGAACAACAAUUCUACAACAAACAGAAUUCUGUGGUGAGUUUCUCAUCGUGGAGAAAAAAGUGCUACAGUGAUUUGUAAACACGAUCUGUGAUUUAUGGAUUAUUAAAAUUGUUUCAUUGAUUCAA
This is a messenger RNA of Scophthalmus maximus (turbot), 3170 nucleotides long. Its product is annotated as protein LYRIC. Gene Ontology annotation, molecular function: transcription coregulator activity. NCBI's taxonomy places the organism in Eukaryota, Metazoa, Chordata, Actinopteri, Pleuronectiformes, Scophthalmidae. The transcript has 13 exons. Bases 349 to 1944 code for a protein of 531 amino acids. Gene Ontology annotation, biological process: positive regulation of angiogenesis; negative regulation of apoptotic process; positive regulation of canonical NF-kappaB signal transduction. Gene Ontology annotation, cellular component: nucleus. The record is from RefSeq and is a predicted model, not a curated record.